CACCAUUUCGAGUUCUCCUUCAAAGACGAUAUAAAAUAUAAUCCUGGAGAUGUUGCUGUGAUCCAUCCAUCUGCAGCUGCAUCAGAAGUCAACUCUUUCCUUGUCACCAUGGGCUGGACGAAUGUUGCCGACGAUUUCUUCACAGUAGAACAUAAAAUGUUAGAUCAAACGUUGCCCGACCAUCUACCAAAAAUUGUUUCCCUUCGAAUUCUAUUUACACGCUAUCUUGAUUUUAAUGCUGUGCCUCGUUGCUCUUUUUUCCAACUGCUGCGAUAUUUCGCUACCGAUGAGCUCGAAUGCGAAAAACUUGAUGAAUUUGUAUCGAUAGAAGGAGCGGUACACGUGCUGGACGAAAUGUAUGAUUAUUGUCAACGCAUGAAACGUACGACCUGGGAAGUAUUGUCCGAGUUCCGGUCCGCAAGGAUACCGAGAGAGCAUGUCUUUGACUUGUUCCCUCCGCUGAGACCAAGAGAGUUCUCAAUUGCUAGUUCCAUCGAGGCGAUCCAAUUCACCUCUGAGUUUUGUCAGCUCCAUCCCCGUGAAAUUCAUCUCUGUGUUGCUAUAGUGUGUUAUCGCACGAAGUUGAAAAUUCAUCGGAAAGGCGUCUGUACUAGUUAUCUAUCAGGGCUCAAAUUAGGAGAUACCCUUCGUAUCGGUCUCAGAAAGGGCUUCAUUUCACUUCCUACGGAUCCAAACACACCAGUGGUGUGUGUGGGUCCAGGGACAGGCAUCGCACCUAUGCGCGCCGUCAUUGAACAACGCAUACAUGAGGGACACAAUAGUAUGUUUGGCAGUCUUUGUAUACCAGCUGAUCCUUGAUGAUGCCAACUACUCCAAUAUCCCGGUUGUCAUCUGAAGAAAUUGAGUCUCUACACAACACCCUUCAGAACCUACUGUACUUGAACAACGUCUGCCGGGAGUCCUUGUGUCUGGUCCCUCCAGUCCAUUCUUCCCUCCAUGCUGCAACGCAAGAUGACGAGAUACCUGUAUCAUACCCCGUCCACUUGAGCGAUGGCACGAUCUCGGAGCAAAAGUCUAUAAGCGUGUCGAAGGGGAGCUUCGUGCAUGUCCCAGUAGAGGCUUUCAACCUCGACAAGGGUAUGUGGGGACCUAACGCCUGGGAUUUUGAGUAAGCUUUUUACGCCUGCUUAAUUGAACCACCUCACAAAAUGAAUUUACAGCCCUGAUCGAUGGGAUCAUCUUUCAGAGGAUGUGCUGUCACUUCCA
Suillus discolor is the source of this 1227-nucleotide messenger RNA. RefSeq lists its product as uncharacterized. The annotation marks the transcript as partial. Lineage: Eukaryota; Fungi; Basidiomycota; Agaricomycetes; Boletales; Suillaceae. The record is from RefSeq and is a predicted model, not a curated record. Gene Ontology annotation, cellular component: cytosol. The transcript is spliced from 6 exons. Gene Ontology annotation, molecular function: oxidoreductase activity; FMN binding; flavin adenine dinucleotide binding.